CCCUGACUUGCAAGCCGCAGUCCCACCGACAGCCAGGAUAUACCGUCGACAGCGCGCCGACCGACGAGUCCGACGACUCGAGUCACUCCACAUCGCCCGCACCCAUGUCCCACAGCAAGGCCGUCAUCGCGGCGCUCGCGGACGCGGGCAUCUACAUCGACGCGUCUACUGGGAGAGUAGUUAAGCGGUCGACUGCUGCUGCUGUUGCCGCGGACAUCGCACUCGAGCGCGCCAAGCCGGCCGCGACGCUGCGGCGGUUUCGCAGAGAUCCCAACCUGCCCGCCGUCCGAUUCGUCGAGGACCUCUUUCCCGAGACGUCGCUCUUCAAAAGUCUGCUGAACGCCGUGGGGAUUGGUGACCUAGCAAACAUAGUGGUCGUGAAUCGUCAGUUCAAGAAGGAGUUCUACGACGCACAGAUACUCACGGGCCGAGCUUGCAUGGCGUUGACGGGCCAGGACUGCGAGGCCUCCGCCGCCGAGGCCCGGAAAUGGUACAGGGUCUGUGCCGACAUGCAUGGCACGAGGGAAGCGUAUUGCAUGCUCGGCGGGAUAGCGAACGAGGGCGGGGCGUCGAGCGUGCUCGCCGAGAUGGUGAGCCCCCUCGGCGACGCUGCCAUCGACCUAGACGAGUCGGAGCGAUGCCUCCGCGCCGCGAUCGCCGCCGAUAAUUCUCCUCCGGGGUCCUACCAUUUGUUAGCGCCGCCGGACCACGCGCUCGACGCCGCGAAAGUUGAUUUGGCCAUGACGUUGGCCGAUAAGGCCUGGUUCGAUCCCGAGGGAACCAAUGCGCCCUAUCUUCUCGCCGAGGCGGGUAUUCUCCUCGACGCGGUCCUGGAUCACGACGAGGUCCCGAGUGUGCACGAGGUGCCGUUCCGCUACCCGCGCCGCGAGGCGGCCACGCUGAAGGCGCAGAUGAUCCAGAAAGGGGACGUGGCGGGGACCCCGACCGACGUCCUGGCGCUCAUCGAGGCCAUACCCCCGGACGAACGCGACGCGAACUGCGACUACCUGCUGGGCAAGAUCUACAUGAGGCUCGACGAAGAGACGCCGAACGACGAGCACGCGGCGCGCGCCUUCCAUCACAUCCACCGCGCGUUCGACGCGGGCCACCCGCGCACGCCUUUCGAAAUGGGGCAGCUCGCGGAGCGCGGCCGCGGCACCGACCUGAGCUUGUCCAAUGCCUACUUCAUGUAUCUGCGUAACGCGUUUCACGGCGGCGACGGGAACGAGCGCUCCAUCGCGCGCCUCGCCGAAGACGCCGCGGCGGGGCCGCCCUACCCUCCGGAGCUCAUCGAGACGAUGGAGGACUUCGACGAGCUGCGGGCGUAUGCCGACGAAAACGACGGAACCCUGAACGUGGAGGAGGCAUUUGCCUUUUUGGGCAUUGGGGCACAGUCGUCUUCUGACGACGACACGUACGACGACAGUGAUUGACUAACCACGAUAACUAGAUAUUACGA
Pelagomonas calceolata is the source of this 1459-nucleotide messenger RNA. The record is from the annotation of a GenBank genome assembly. Lineage: Eukaryota; Pelagophyceae; Pelagomonadales; Pelagomonadaceae.